CGGGCGCAGCGCUCCUUCCUCCUCGCCGCAUCCCUGAGGGAAGCGCCGCCUCUGCGCCCGCUCCUUCCUGGCCGGACCCCGCGGCGCUCCACCCCGGCGGCCGGAGGAGCGGAUCUCCAGUCAGCCUUUGCAGUCCCCUUACCUUUUUUUUUUUUGUUUCCCCCCACCCCAUACCUCCCCUCUCCCCUGGCCGCCUCGGAUCCUUCGGCUGGGCGCUGAGGCAGGGGAAGAGGCUGGGGUCGCCACGGAGAAGGUUGCUGCCGCCACCCCCCUGCGGGGGUGGCCGGGGUUCCCGGCUGGGGGGGCACCGUUCCGGGUGAGGCAUCCACCAUGGUGAGGCCCCUGAGCCGCUGCGCCCGCGCCCCCCCGGCCGCCGCUGCCUCCUGCCCCUCGGUGCUGCUGCUGCUGCUGCUGCUGCCCCCCUGCCUGCUGUUGCUCCUCCAUCUCCAGAUCGGAUCGCGUUGAGGGAAAGAUGAGCGAGGAGACGGCGACUUCUGACAACGAUAAUAGUUAUGCACGAGUGCGAGCUGUGGUGAUGACCCGAGAUGACUCAAGCGGUGGCUGGUUACCACUUGGAGGGAGUGGACUAAGCAGCGUCACUGUCUUCAAAGUCCCUCAUCAGGAAGAGAAUGGCUGUGCUGACUUUUUUAUCCGUGGAGAACGACUCAGGGACAAAAUGGUGGUUUUGGAAUGUAUGCUUAGAAAAGACCUCAUUUAUAAUAAGGUCACUCCAACAUUUCACCACUGGAAGAUCGAUGACAAGAAGUUCGGCCUUACCUUUCAAAGUCCUGCUGAUGCUAGGGCUUUUGAUAGAGGCAUUCGAAGAGCUAUUGAGGAUAUUUCUCAAGGAUGCUCAACAUCAAAAAAUGAAGCUGAAGCAGAAGAGGACUUACAAGCACCUGAAGAAGACACUUCAAAUUCUCUAGUUAAAGAGCAUCUUUUCCAGCAAGAGACAGUUGUUACCAGUGAGCCUUAUAGAAGCUCAAAUAUUAGACCUUCUCCUUUUGAAGAUCUGAAUGCCAGAAGAGUCUACUUGCAAAGUCAGGCCAAUCAGAUAACAUUUGGUCAGCCAGGCCUAGACAUUCAGAGCAGAAGUAUGGAAUAUGUGCAGCGACAAAUACCCAAGGAGUGUGGAAACCUAAAGCCCCAAAAUAGGGUACCCUUGAAAUCAAUCAGACAUGUCAGCUUUCAAGAUGAAGAUGAGAUUGUUAGAAUAAACCCUCGAGAUAUCUUAAUACGUCGCUAUGCAGAUUACAGACAUCCUGAUAUGUGGAAAAAUGACUUGGAGAGAGAUGAUACUGACUCCAAUAUCCACUUUUCUAAACCAGAGAGUAAAAAAUCAGACUAUCUGUACUCUUGUGGGGAUGAAACUAAGUUAAGUUCACUCAAAGACUCUGUGGUAUUUAAGACACAGCCUUCCUCAUUAAAAUUUAAGAAGUCAAAACGAAGAAAAGAGGAUGGUGAACGUUCUCGCUGCGUAUACUGCCAGGAAAGGUUUAAUCAUGAAGAAAAUAGCAGGGGAAAAUGUCAGGAUGCUCCAGAUCCUAUUAAAAGAUGCAUAUAUCAAGUUAGUUGCAUGCUCUGCGCAGAGAGCAUGUUGUAUCAUUGUAUGUCAGACUCAGAGGGAGAUUUUUCUGAUCCCUGUUCAUGUGACACUAGCGAUGACAAGUUCUGCUUACGGUGGCUAGCCCUAGUAGCUUUGUCUUUCAUUGUACCGUGUAUGUGCUGCUACGUCCCUUUGAGAAUGUGCCAUCGCUGUGGUGAGGCAUGUGGGUGCUGUGGUGGGAAGCAUAAAGCUGCUGGAUGAAAUGAUCCGGUGCCAAAAUGAGCUUAAAAUCUUUGUUUCCAGGAAUUAACUAACUUGGAUUUGUGGAAGCUUUUGGCAAGCAAUAUGGAAUCUUGCCUGGUAUCACUGGGGCCACACGUGGAGGAAGCAGAACUCAUCAGUUCUUAGCAUUUCACAAAUGCUAGCCAUGCCUAACUUUUCCCUUGAGUGCAUGGCAUGUUUUGUUACAGGUUGUAGGGUAUUUUCAGAAGGAAGUCAUUUCUGGUUAUUGGCUAUAGGAGUCAGCAAAAAAUAUCCAACUAAAAGGGAUUAAUUCUGGCAUUUUUGUAUAUUUAUGCAUUAGGUGAUGGGACUUUUAAAGGUUUGAAUUUAUUAGGAUACGAACUAAAAGUAAAAGUGCACUAGGGGACUGUUGAUUUCAAUCUAAGAAAAGUUAACACUUCAGAAUUAUAAGAAGUAAAACAAGUGCAACUAAAUAAUUUGUUAGUUGUUUUUUGAAAGCAGUUUUAUGUAUAAAUAACAAAUGUUUAUAUUUAACUAAAUGUAAGGUACGAAUUAUUACAUAUUAAACUUUUCUUCCCCUUCCUAGUUCUGAAGUAGAUAUACAUUUAUCUACUGUCACAUUCCAUAUAUUUUGAAUAUUUAACUCAUCUAGUUAAUAAUGUUUUUAUUCCAUGUGAAUGAUUUGAUAUUUUCAUCCUCAUUUCUCUUUGGCUACAAUUUAUAUUGAGUUAUAUCUGUACAUUCUGGUAAUCUAAAAUCCUUAAAAAUAUUCUAAUAGCCUUGAGUGACCAACUUUUUUUUAAAGCACAGAUGUAAUUGUCUAAUGUUCUGAUGGGAAUGUAACACUUAUUUUUAUAUAAAAAGAGACUGAGUAAACAUUAUAGAAAAAAGUGAGGUUUUUUAGUUGUUUUGUUUUUUGUGGUAUUCAACCAGCAAGUUGUUUUCUUUCAGAGUUUCAUCCUUCAAAAAAAAUUAUAUUGCAUUUACAAACAUUUUACAAGUCAAAAAAAAUGUAACUGGAUACUUCGUGUAAAACAGUUUCCUCUUGAGAUCUCCAUUUAUUCUGCUAAAACAGAAUAUGUUCAGCUGUGUUAUUGUUUAGCUUAAUCCUCAGUUCUUACUAUUCACAUAACAAUGAUCAUUUUUUCUCAGUUGCAUUUUAUUUUUAUUUAAACGGGCCAAAAGUAAAAUUAUGUUAAAAUGUGUGCUAACUACCACAGGAAAGUAUUAAUCCAGUUGUCAAUGGAAUAUCUUGUACAUAUCCUUAUAUUUGUUUUGCAGAGCGUUGUUGUACUGGAUGUUUAAUUUGCAAUGUUAGUUGGAUACAUGUUCCAACAAACUGUUUAAAUAACUUGGGAUCAAAUUGUCUUUUUUUUUUUUAAGUAUUACAUUAAAACUCUAAUCAAGUAAAGGGUUCUUUAAGAACAUUCCCUUAGAGGGAUAAAGUUGAGAAGUGUGCCUUUUUUUAAUGGCUUGAAGUUUAAUAGGUGAUACAAAUUAAAAUCACACUACCAUUUAAAGCUCAUUUUCUAUGCAGGGUUUUUAAUGUCAUUUAUGUACCAUUCUUUUUACAUAUCACACUUAAGCUUGUGUUAGCUUUCUUCUUUUGCCCCAGAUCAAACUGAACAAUGUAUAUAACACUAUCUGUCUGUAAAAUACUUUUUUUAAGAAAGCAUUUAUAUUUAUAUUACAGCUUGAACUGACAACAUUGUGUAUAUAGAUCAUCUUGAAGUAUUAUUUCACAUUGAAAAGAAGAAAAAUAUAUUGAUAACUAUAGAUGUUAUGAAGAAGAGGUUAUUUCUAGUUUUGUACUAAAAAUCAAUUGGAUGAAAUGAAUCCAAAACAUGACACCGUAGCAGCAGUUUUAAGUCUUAUUUGUACUGUUUAUAUAUUUGGAUGCUGCUACAUCAGAUGAUCUUCAUUCCUGAAGUUUUCAGCUAAACUUGGUUUCCUAGAAUAGACUGUUAACUUUCAAAAUUACUUUUUACUGAUGACAUGGAAAUUCUGAUUUUCCUUUUGAAUGAAUUUUCAUACUGUAAGAUGCUAAGUUUAUAAUUCAGGUUUGAGCAAGGUGUGAAUUACUGAAGAAAAUAACUUGCUGGCUAUAGGAAAUGCUGUGGAAGUGAACUGUGUACAUACUUCUGGGAAGAACAAAUUUAAUCAUUUCUUCUGUUAAGCACUAAUCAGUAUAGUGCAACUCCUGGUUCUGUACUGUAUUUUAUAUGCAAUAUAUAUGCUUUAAUAUUUUAAUGUUUGUGCAUUAAUAUUUUCAGUUUGUUUAACCACUUUGCUGCUAAAAUUUUGCCAUCCCAUCCCCAUUUUUUCCUUUACAAUUUUAAACAAGUUUCUUCAUUAAAAACUACAGUGAUAAAAUGG
This is a messenger RNA of Lepus europaeus (European hare), 4165 nucleotides long. RefSeq names its product sprouty related EVH1 domain containing 1 (gene SPRED1). Lineage: Eukaryota; Metazoa; Chordata; Mammalia; Lagomorpha; Leporidae. Gene Ontology annotation, cellular component: membrane. The record is from RefSeq and is a predicted model, not a curated record. The transcript has 7 exons. Bases 473 to 1807 code for a protein of 444 amino acids. Gene Ontology annotation, biological process: multicellular organism development; negative regulation of MAPK cascade. Gene Ontology annotation, molecular function: protein kinase binding.